Messenger RNA from Procambarus clarkii (red swamp crayfish), 2478 nucleotides. NCBI's taxonomy places the organism in Eukaryota, Metazoa, Arthropoda, Malacostraca, Decapoda, Cambaridae. The record is from RefSeq and is a predicted model, not a curated record.
GGGCACUCGACGCCAAACACGGUGUCUGGGAAGGUCUUCACCAUCCUGUACGCCAUGGUGGGCAUCCCGCUCUGUCUAGUGCUCUUCCACUCCAUCGGCGAGCGCCUCAACAUGGUCUCCUCCAUCGCCAUCAGGCACAUCAAGAAGAUCCUCAAGUGCCAAGACACGGACGCCACGGAGAUCGACCUCAUCCUGGUCGUGACGACGCUCUCCACCAUCACCAUCACCUCCGGAGCGGCGGUCUUCUCCCGCUACGAGCGCUGGUCCUACUUCGACUCUGUCUACUACUGCGUCAUCACCCUCACUACCAUAGGGUUCGGGGACAUGGUGGCCCUGCAGAAGGAUCACGCCCUGGACCAGAAGCCCGAGUACGUGGCCUUCGCCCUCAUCUUCAUCCUCUUCGGCAUGGCCAUCGUCGCCGCCUCCCUCAACCUCUUCGUCCUGCGCUUCGUCACCAUGAACACUGAGGACGAGCGGAGAGACGAGGCUGAGGCUCUCCAGGCGGCGGCGGGCGCGGUGCGGCUUGAGGGCGACGUGAUAACUGCCAACGGGUCCAUCCUCUCAGGUCAAUGUCCGCAGGAGGGCGCCUCCUUCACCGACCUCACCUCCGUCUGCUCCUGCACCUGUGCCUCCUGCCACGCCUUCCCCUUCAGACCCUCCUACAGCUUCCGCAAGCGGUCUAUGAAUCUGUCUUACAUUCUCCCGCGACGGCAGCGCCGCCAGCAGCGCCGGGAUCAGCAGCAGCAGCACCGGGAGCAGCAGCAUCAGCAGCAGAUGCAGCAGAGGGAGGAACAAGAGCGAGAGAGAGAGGAGAUACAAGUGACCCACACGGACACUCAGGAGGAACUGUGCUCCUCGUCCUCAGAGAGCGGGGUGCUGCACACGCCCACGCAUGCGCAGAAAAGAAACUCUGUUUAGUGAUACGUGUAGAGAGAAGACUCAUAAAGGAGAAAAUAUUCAGAGGAGAACACAGGAACAGAAAAUGGUAACAGUGCCGAAGGAUUAUCAAUAAGGCCUAAUUAGAGGAAAGAAAAACAUGUGCAUUAGAACUCGACAGAGGAACCAACCGAGGUUCCAAGAGUAAUGAACAAUAACGAACAGAACACGUAGGAACAGUAUUCUGUUGAGAACAGUAUUCUGUUGAGAACAGUAUUCUGUUGAGAACAGUAUUCUGUUGCGAGCAAUAUUCUGUUGCUUGAACAGGGACCUUUCAAGGUAUCAUGAGAGCAUUACCGAUGCCAUGUCAAGUUAUUGCAAGCGUUCACGCGCUCAGUACUGACAAAAAUAACUCACAAACUCUAAAGACUGUAUAACAGUGUCAUGCUGAACGUUCCUGGACAGAAGAAUGUCAUUCUCCAGUGAGUGAUAUGGGACAAAAUGCUAAAAAAAAAAGAAAAUUAUUGUUGAUAAAUCUAGCCUUGACGCAUUCUGAGAUAUUACCCAUACUAAGCCUAUACUUAUUUUAAGGUAUCUUAUUCACUUUGUUAUAUAUUUCUUCCUAUAUUUAACAGGAAGAAUAUAGUAUUUUUCAGGUAAAUAUCUCACAAAACUUGGUUCAAGUAAGGUGGCAUUAGGUGUGGAACACGGAAAUAAAGCCGUCCCAAACUUAUUUACUCCCAGCGCCUGUGUUGGUGCGCGGAUCUGAACCAGCCAACGUUGUUUAUCCUAGACUCGUUGCGCUUGUGUCGGUCCGCGGAUCUCAACGAGCCAGUGUUGUUUAUCCUAGACUCCUAGCACUUGCGUCAGUCCGCGGAUCCGAACGAGCCAGUGUUGUUUAUCCUAGACUCGUUGUGCUUGUGUUGGUCCGCGGAUCUGAACGAGCCAGCGUUGUUUAUCCUAGACUCCUAGCGCUUGCGUCGGUCCGCGGAUCUGAACGAAUGCUUUCUUGGUCCAAAAAUGAAUUAAUGAUAAUAUUAGCCUUUCCUACCUUGUUCCCACUUUCCGGAGAGUUCCUUCCUAUCUCGCUCUCAUGCCUAACGUAAACGAAGAUGAUUUUAAAAUAGAUAUUAGCCAUAUUCAUGAUAAAUUUAGAUGUACACAAUAAAUUCUUGGUUUGCCUCUACCCCCUUACAGAGUGCCAAAAUUUAACAAAAUAUAUUUUUAAUUACUUUCUCAUCAAAACUACAAAGAUAAAUUUGAAUAACAAAAUUCAGAUUUUGGGGGGCUUACUAUUAAAGUAAUAUUUACAAUCCGUUUUUAAAUUCAAACUCAUUCGAAGUGGGUUUAAUAUGUAUUCGAGAAUCGAUUCAAAUUUAAGGUACACAGGUUGAACUAACUCUAGCGGAGAGAGUCCGAGCCCCAAGAUAUAUGGUUCCAUAGUCUAAAGCAAAUGUUAGCUAUUAUUCACGAACUUAUGGAGGGUCCGUCGAAUAUAUUUUGAAACUUGCCUUUCAGUUCUAAAUUAUAAGGCAACUCUGAAGCCAUUUAAAACAUUACAAGAUUGUGUUUGCGUAUGAAAAAACAUUAUAUAUAUAUAUA